Messenger RNA from Spinacia oleracea (spinach), 786 nucleotides. RefSeq names its product pathogenesis-related protein PR-1 type. The record is from RefSeq and is a predicted model, not a curated record. Gene Ontology annotation, cellular component: extracellular region. The coding region runs from base 92 to 595 and encodes 167 amino acids. The transcript has a single exon. Lineage: Eukaryota; Viridiplantae; Streptophyta; Magnoliopsida; Caryophyllales; Amaranthaceae.
CCCCUUUAAAAAAACCCCAUAACCCAUGCAUUAUUCUUCACUAAAACUUAUCCAUUCUUAAUUAGAUAAGUAACAAUUUCAUUAAGAAAAAAUGUUGUCCAGAAACUUUGCAUUAUUUUCAUGUUUCAUUUUCAUAACCCUAGCCCUAACCCUUACCCAAAUGUGCCAUGCACAAAAUUCCCCACAAGACUAUGUUAACGCCCACAACGCCGCCAGGGCGGCGGUGGGCGUUGGAAACAUACAAUGGGACAACCAAGUAGCCGCCUUCGCCCAACAAUAUGCCAACCAAAGGAUGGGUGAUUGUGCUCUGCGACACUCUGGUGGCGGUGGCAAGUACGGCGAAAACUUGGCCACCGGUAGCGGUGCAUUUAUGACUGGUACGGCGGCGGUACAAAUGUGGGUUAAUGAAAUGGCGGAUUAUAACUAUAAUUCCAAUACUUGUGCCCCUAAUAAGAUGUGUGGGCAUUAUACACAAGUGGUUUGGCGUAAAUCAGUUCGUGUUGGUUGUGCUAGGGUUCAGUGUAACAAUGGUGGGUUCUUUGUUACUUGUAACUAUGAUCCUCCUGGUAACUAUGUUGGAGAGAAACCUUACUGAAGUACCUAUCUACUCCCUACGUCCCAAAUUUAUAGUCAUGUUUGGUUGUUUUCUUAUUUUGACAUCAUUUUUCCCACUUUCCCAUACAUUAUAUCCAGCUUUCCCAGACACCUUUCCACUUUCUAUACAUUGUUAACUGUAUUCCACAUUUUGCACUUUCCCAUAUACUAUAUUAUUCCAUUUUUUUUAAA